AUGGAGGCAUCAGAGCAGGCACAAGCCGUCCCGGUGCUUGGCACUGGGAACGAUGCCCAGCGAGUGUCGAAGAAACGGUCGCUGGAAGACGUCGAGCAGGGAGACGUGAUGCCCAACGGAUCACCUCAAUCUCAUCAGGCCUCAUCGCAUGAGCCCGAGGCCAAGCGAGUGAGAACGGAGCAAAUCGGUCAAUCAGUCGCGCAGGAUGUGUCAAUGGACUCGGACGGCGCCGAUGAGGGCGAGCUGGAGGAAGACGGAGAGGUCCUACCUUCCGAACCCGAAUUCGAAAACCAGGGGAUCGUCGCCGCAGAGAGUGAAGGAAGCGCUGGAUCUCGCACGCGAUCAAAGGCGUCGGCUUCUGGUGGAGAGUCUGAUGCGGGCAGCAAACGGACGACCCGUUCAAUGUCGGCGGCGGAGAGCGGUCCAUCCCAAGUUGGAUGGAAUCAAGGCAUAACGUCGCAUAUCCGGACAUCACUUGGAGGGCCCAAGACAAAGGCUGCUGCACCGGCGCCGGUCAAGGCAUUAAUCGCCGAGGAGGAAGCCGCGCCUUCUCCCGCACCUGCAUCCGUCUCCCAAGAAGCGCCUGCACCCGAAGCUGCUGAGCCAGCCCAACCUGCCCAACCGGCGCCAAAGGAGGCCAAAAUCUCUCGACAGCAGCGAAGGGCCGAAGCUGCGGCAAUCGCGAAAGAAAAGGCGCAAGAGAUCGAAAAGGCUGGUUUCGUCCACGAGGGUCUGACUUUCUUUCAACCGAACAAGAAGACGCUUCUGCAACCAAAGGGGAACAACCUAGGCAGUGGAGUAUGGAGAUCCAAGUUUAAGAGCUGGUGCCAGUCCUUCGUCAGCCGGAACACCGAGCAGGAGCAUCUGCUCACGCCCGACAUUCUCGUCGCUGCUCUGCAGGACUACAUUGCGCAUCGGGCAGUGUGGAACAAGAAGAGGCAAUCUCCAGCCGCGAUCACUGAGUCACGUAAGCCCGAAACGAAGACUGACAUGGCUUCCAUCCUGGCGAAUGUCGUGAAGAAGGAUAAGCGCCAGCCAGGAUCAGAAGAGUCGCCCCUGAUCAUCCACGAUAACGACGAGGAGUCCGACGACGACCUUCAAGAAGUAUCCCCUCCGUCCGGUUCCAGACGGGCUUCACAGACCGAAGACGGGCCUAACGAUCAGCAAUCUACAACACAAUCCCAAAACGACGUUGUGGAUUUGAUGGACGAGGACGAGGAGAUGGAGGAAGAGCAAGGUGAACCUGGACCGGCGAUCAUGACCGAGGAGGAGGAUUUGGACCAGCAGCGCAAGUACUUCCCUGGCCUGGCCGACGCUGUUCAGAUCUGCGUCUACUGCGCGACUCUGGGACACACCUCGAUGGCUUGCCCAAACACGCGGUGCAAGUUCUGCGAACAUACCGACCACUUUUCUUGGAACUGUCCUACGCGCGAAAGAUGCACCAAGUGUCGCCAGCUCGGCCACGGCAAGACUAAGUGCAAGGAGAAGCUCAUUCACCUGGACGAAGAGGGUAUGGAAUGUGCCAUGUGUGGCUCUCAGGCUCAUCAGGAGGACGAAUGCGAAAAGGUCUGGCGAUCGUACAAGCCUCCAAGGUUCACCAAGAAGGUCAAGCCCUUCCCCGCCUUCUGCGCCUUUUGCGGCAACGAGAGCCACUACUCUUCCGAUUGUCAUCUGAAUCGCGACAGACCGAAGAGCGAAACGUGGACGCUCAAGAACAGACACCUCUACAUCGACAAGAACGCAACCGAUGGCCCGAUCAGCGACUUCGCUAGUCAGCCCCAGAACCCCAAGUUCGCCCCUCUCUCGAUUAAGGGCUCUGCAGCCAAGCGAAACCACAUCUUUUACCCCGAUAGCGACGGGUCGGAGGAGGGCGAGUUCAUCGGUCAGAAGGUGAAGCCGCGUGCUCCACUCGGCAACAUUCAGAUGUCGACCAACCUUCAGAUUAACGCUGGCAACUUUGGACCACCACCGCAGACGCAGUCAAACGGGCGUGGCCAGCAGCAUCAGCGGAAUGGGUGGUCAGCGCAGCCUCCCCUCCCUCCAGGCCCUCCACCUCCAGGCCCGCCACCACAGGGCUCGUACUCGCGAAUGUCGAGAAGCCACAACAACCAGUCGCGCCAGCCCGCGAACGGUUUGCCUCCCAAGCCCCCCGCGCCGCAGUCGCAGCAGCAUCACGGUCACAGUAGCGCAGGCCCACCGUCGAACGGGCGAGGAGGACCGAAUAUGCCCAAGAAGCAGAGGACUAGGAACCAGUCUGGAAAAUCCCAUGCGGGAGCCUCGCAGCAGCAGCAGCAGCAGCAGAACGGUGGGGGCUCGGCGGCAUCGCGCCGCAGGGGCAAGAACAAACGCGGUGGGAAGCAAGGAUGA
This is a messenger RNA of Colletotrichum phormii, 2367 nucleotides long. RefSeq lists its product as uncharacterized. Gene Ontology annotation, biological process: nuclear polyadenylation-dependent CUT catabolic process; TRAMP-dependent tRNA surveillance pathway; nuclear polyadenylation-dependent snRNA catabolic process. NCBI's taxonomy places the organism in Eukaryota, Fungi, Ascomycota, Sordariomycetes, Glomerellales, Glomerellaceae. The transcript has a single exon. The coding region runs from base 1 to 2367 and encodes 788 amino acids. The record is from RefSeq and is a predicted model, not a curated record. Gene Ontology annotation, cellular component: TRAMP complex. Gene Ontology annotation, molecular function: RNA binding; zinc ion binding.